UGAGUCCUCUCUAUGAACAAUGGCAGCCUGAACUCAUGAAAGAGAUCAUUUUGUUUAUGUUAACAGGCUUCCUUUGCCAGGGUAACUACUCCUUAGGUGCUCACAAAAGAAGAGGAACUUCUCUCACUCUCAUUCCGUCUCUCUGCUCUUCCUUCUCCAAAGCACAUCUGGGUGCUGCCUGGAGCCCAGGUCCGGCUUGAAACCUAUGAAUACUUGCCAAGUAUAAAAGCUUCUCAUGAAUAAGAUGGAUCCGGGGGCAUCCUCCCCAGAGAAGCAGGGUAAAGAGAAUUUAGUGGGCAUCAAGAGUAAAGGGCUUGGUGUGUGUGGCUGGAUCCCGUCUUCGUUUUCUUUCCUGUUGAUGAUCAUUACCUUCCCUACCUCCACGUGGAUGUGCUUGAAGACCAUUAAGGAGUAUGAACGUGCCGUUCUGUCCCAACUGGGACACAUCCAAGCUGACAAAGCCAAAGGGCCAGGUAUGACACUUUUGAUCCUGGUCCUGCCUUGCACAGACGUGUCUGUCAAAGUUGAUCUCUGGACCGUUACGUGCGACAUCCCUCCACAGGAGAUCCUCACCAGAGACUCUGUGACCACUCAAGUGGAUGGAGUGGUCUCUUACAGAAUCUACAGUGCCGUCUCGGCAGUGGCUAAUGUCAACCAAGCCACAUUUCUGCUGGCUCAGACCACUCUGAGAGAUGUCUUAGGGACACAGACCUUGUCCCAAAUCUUCGCUGGCCGAGAAGAGAUUGCCCAUAGCAUCCAGACUUUACUGGAUGAUGCCACCAAGCCGGGGGUCCAGGUGGCCCAAGUGGAAAUCAAAGACGUCCGGAUUCCCGGGCAGUUGCAGAGGUCCGUGGCUGCUGAGGCCGAGGCCACCCGGGAGGCCAGGGCCAGGGUCCUUGCUGCAGAAGGAGAAAUGAAUGCUUCUAAAGGCCUGAAGUCAGCCUCCAUGGUGCUGGCUGAGUCCCCAAUCACCCUACAGCUGCAUUACCUGCAGACCUUAACCACUGUCGCCACAGAGAAGAAUUCCACCAUUGUGUUUCCUCUGCCCAUGAAUGUACUAGAGGGCAUUGGCAUCAGCUACAAUAAGCACAAGAAGGUCCCUAACAGAACCCGAGCUCCUCUUGCUGCGGCCAUUGCUUAGGGAGGCAUAU
Kogia breviceps (pygmy sperm whale) is the source of this 1151-nucleotide messenger RNA. RefSeq names its product stomatin like 3 (gene STOML3). The record is from RefSeq and is a predicted model, not a curated record. NCBI's taxonomy places the organism in Eukaryota, Metazoa, Chordata, Mammalia, Artiodactyla, Physeteridae. Gene Ontology annotation, cellular component: plasma membrane.